Molecule: messenger RNA, 1963 nt
Organism: Lolium rigidum
Lineage: Eukaryota; Viridiplantae; Streptophyta; Magnoliopsida; Poales; Poaceae
Product: RNA polymerase sigma factor sigB-like
Exons: 6
Coding region: 134-1795 (553 amino acids)
Biological process (GO): regulation of DNA-templated transcription; DNA-templated transcription initiation
Molecular function (GO): DNA-binding transcription factor activity
Source: RefSeq, a predicted model, not a curated record
UUAUCCAAAGAGACCAAACAAAUCCCAGAACCGCACCGUCGCCUGGUAUCGCCUCCGUCCCCCUCUUCCUCCCUCAGCUGCCAAUGGAGACCAACGGCCCGAGGUGAGCCUCCAGAUCGGCCUGGGCUCGUCAAUGGCGUCACUGGCGCCGCACUUCAAGUGGGCCCCGUCUCCUUCCUCAGUCACUCACUUGCACCACCACCCUUCCGCAUCGUCCACGUCUUCCAACUCCGGCAGGAGCUCCGGCCGCAGCCCCUUCGGCGUCCAGUGCGCUGUGACCUCUGCCGCUGCAACAGUCUUCCACGCUGACAGCGUCACUUGUGGGCCACUCCGCCUUGUUUACUCGUCUCCGGACACCGCGCCGGUUCUCCAGAGAAAUUUCGACACAGCUCUGGCAUCAGAAAUACUUCUGAACGAAGAGGCUGUUGUAACCGCUGCAGCUGCAGAGGCAGUUGCUCUUGCAAGAGCAGCUGCUGAAGCUGCCCAAGAAGUUGUUCAUAUGGUACAGAAAAAUAGUUCCCCGCCCAUGUUUAGACAAAAAAGGGAAGUGGAAAACUACUUGGCAAAAGAAAUCCUUCGCACUGAAACAUUAUCGAGCAGUCUAAACGAAUAUAGUGAUGGUUUUCUAUUGAAGGACUUAGAACCAUAUGGCAUUAUCAGUGAUGAAGCUGAGCUAGAUGAUGAUACUGAGGACAUUCAGCACAUAGCUGUAAAGUCUGCACGUCAAUCCGAGAGAAGAGCUCGGAGAACAAGGGCAGCAAUAAAGGCAGGUGCAACAGUCCUUAGCUCACAAAAAUUAGCAACAUCUUCGAAGAAGAAGCGAUCCAAAGGUCCCUCGACUAGCAUGAAUCCUUUAGGUUCCCUGUGGAAGAUGACUGGCCGGAAACUUCUUACAGCAAAGGAAGAGGUUGAGCUCUCAAAUGGUAUUCAGGAUCUCUUGAAGCUGGAGGCAAUCCAAGCUGAGCUUGCAGAAUACAAUGGUGCUCAGCCAACCUUCCCACAGUGGGCAGCUGCAGCUGGAACUGAUGAGAGCACUUUGAGGAAACGCCUGGAUCAUGGUAUUCGUUGCAAGAACAGAAUGGUAACAUCUAAUGUGCGACUGGUAAUCUCUAUCGCCAGAGAGUUUGAAGGUCCAGGACUGGAGCUCUAUGAUCUUAUCCAGGAAGGAAUGCAGGGCCUUAUAAGAGGUGCUGAAAAGUUUGAUGCAUCAAAGGGUUUUAGGUUCUCCACGUAUUCUCACUGGUGGAUCAAACAAGCAAUGAGAAAAUCCGUCUCCGAGCAAACCCAGAUAUUUCGCUUACCAGCUCACAUGGUUGAGGCAAGUUAUCGUGUGAAGGAGUGCACAAAACGACUUCGUCGUAAACUUAAAAGACGACCCUCUAACGAGGAAAUAGCAGUGGACAUUGGUAUGCCUGUCAAACGAGUUGAGGCGGCAGUAAACCUCCCAAAGUAUAGUGUAUCUCUUGAUAGCAAAAUUGGUAGCACAGACAUGACUUACCAGGAGGUCACAGCUGAUCCCAGCGCUGAGACAGCUGAAGAAAUGCUGAAUAGAAUAUCAAUGAAGAAGGAUGUGCAUCAGGCACUCGAUACCUUGAGCCCACGUGAGAGGCAAGUCGUCAAGCUGAGAUUUGGAAUCGAUGAUCUUAGGAUAAGAACUUUGCAGGAGAUCGGUAAUAUCAUGGGUGUCAGCAGGGAGAGGAUUCGUCAGAUCGAGUCUGGUGCCUUUAGGAAACUGAGGGGCAAGAAAAAGGUGAAGUCUUUGAAGGAUUAUCUGGUCCCUGUAGGCAAUUGGUGAACUUUUUCUCUGCACAAAGCAUUUCUCUCUCGAAUUUAGUUUUGUUUUCGAGGAUCCUUGUACCAUUUAUGUAGGUCCAGUUGUAAAAUACGUUAUCAGAGUAUUUGUUUUCCCAGAGUUCCAUAAUGUAGUUCAAACGAAGGAAUAAAUAAUUUUUGCCCAGACCCA